UCUAUAACCGACAUUUAUAAGGAAUAAGAAAAUGGUAGGUCUCGGAAGGAUGCAGCGGCGUGCGGCGUGCGGCACCGUCAAGAAGGCCUCGCGCGUUCUGAUUGAGAAGUACUACCCCAAGCUCACUCUGGACUUCCAGACCAACAAGCGCAUCUGCGACGAUGUUGCCAUCAUCGCCUCGAAGCGCCUGCGCAACAAGAUUGCUGGCUUCACCACUCACCUGAUGAAGCGCAUUCAGCGUGGUCCCGUCCGCGGCAUCUCGUUCAAGCUGCAGGAGGAGGAGCGCGAGCGCAAGGACAACUACGUUCCUGACGUCUCGGCCCUCGACACCUCGGCCAUCGAGAUCGAUCCCGAUACCAAGGAGAUGCUCAAGUCGCUCAACUUUGAGAACCUCCCCGGUGUCUCGGUCACUGCCCCGGUCCGCUCCGGUCGUGCUGACCGCCGCGACUUCCGCCGCCGUGGCGAGCGCCGCCCCGCCCCCAGCGCCAGGCUGCCCCCGCCCCCGCUGCCCCGGCUGCCUGGUGCUGCGCAGAAGCGCCCUUGA
This is a messenger RNA of Linderina pennispora, 544 nucleotides long. RefSeq lists its product as uncharacterized. Gene Ontology annotation, molecular function: structural constituent of ribosome. Lineage: Eukaryota; Fungi; Kickxellomycota; Kickxellomycetes; Kickxellales; Kickxellaceae. Gene Ontology annotation, cellular component: ribosome. The record is from RefSeq and is a predicted model, not a curated record. The transcript is spliced from 3 exons. The coding region runs from base 32 to 544 and encodes 170 amino acids. Gene Ontology annotation, biological process: translation.